AUGGCCCCCAUGCAUCUCUUUCUGAGAUGCGUCUCUCUUGGACUUGCCGCGUUUUCUGUUUCUUUGGCCCAGCAGUUGGCAGCAGAAGCAUGCGAAGAAGGAUAUCCGGCCAAGACCAGGGAGCUGCUGCAACAUGUGCCACUUCGCCGUUCGAUUUCCCCGGUGACGCCGAAUGUUGGAAGCAAGGCGCUCCGACCAAAUGAAGGAGGUAUGCCAGACGUGAUUCACGUGGGGGUGCUCUUGAAGGCAUUCUACGGCACGAACCUGCACGACGAGUACUGGGAGGGCGAUAUUGUCCUUAGCUUCUCAUGGCACGACCCUCGAGCUGCGGGCUUGGUUCCACAGGACUUACGCCACCGUAUCCUAUCCUCAGAUCAAGCAACCCAGUUGAUGUGGAUGCCUGAUAUCGUGAUUACGAAUGUAGAGAUCGAAGGCCAGCAGGUUGUGUCCACGUCCAUCUACGUGGAUGACAGCGGCAACGUGAAUAAAACCCAGCGCGUUCUGGUGAGGAUAAAGGAGGAGUUCGAUGGCAAGGAGUUUCCCUACGACAAGCAGGCAUUGACGAUUCAGCUGGCAUCCGCUACAUACAUGGACGAUGCUGUCCAACUGGUACCGUGCAAAGACUAUAGCUUCACAGAUGCCGGGCCUGCUCAAUUCGCAAAGUCUGACUGGACGUACUUGUGGAAUGACUUGACGUCGUUUGUGGAGAUCUCUGGGCCGCUUCGAAAAAGCCGUGCUCAGUUUGUCGUUCAUAUUGUCCGCGACGCCUCGCCCUUUUUGAGUGGCACCAUAUUCCCAGAAAUCAUGAUCGUUGUCCUCGGAUACACAGUCUUCCUUUUCCCUGUCAAUCCUGGCUUUGCCAUGCCGCGUGUCUCAUCCGCAAUGAUUGCCUUUCUGUCCAUUCUCACGAUCAGCACUCGGACAUCAGCGAUGCUGCCAGAGGUCCGUCGCGGCAUCGUUUGGAUGGAGCUCUUCGAGAUAGUUUGCAAGAUGCUUUUGUUCACAACAGUUUUACUCAACAUCCUGACGGAGCGGGUUUUCCACACUUGGCAACAGCCGGAGCUUGCGCAUCGGCUCGUCUACGAGCUCAGAGUGGGCUUCCCUGUUGUCGCCUUCGCCUCAUUGGCUUCCUGUUGGUUUGCUACAGGGCAGCACUUGCAGCUCUUUGCUGCAGUUCACAGAAUAGCUCUGUUGGCUGCAGUGACGCUGUUCAUUUGGUCCGUGGUGCUCCGGGACCGUGGAAAUACAAUGGAGAAGUGA
This is a messenger RNA of Symbiodinium natans, 1260 nucleotides long. Lineage: Eukaryota; Dinophyceae; Suessiales; Symbiodiniaceae. The record is from the annotation of a GenBank genome assembly.